Cylindrotheca closterium is the source of this 834-nucleotide messenger RNA. NCBI's taxonomy places the organism in Eukaryota, Bacillariophyta, Bacillariophyceae, Bacillariales, Bacillariaceae. The record is from the annotation of a GenBank genome assembly.
AUGCGGGUAUUCUACCGUGUAGUGUUUGGAAAAACUCAUCCACUGACAGCCGUGUAUGAGAAGUUGAUCGCACAAAAAAUUGGAGUGUCCCAGCAGGAACGAGCACUUGAGAGAUUUCUCUUUGGAAUCCAUUCCCAAAUUGAUCGUUACUUUGAGCGUCUGGUAAGAUGCGGCACGAACGCAGAAGAGAACCUACCUGACUUGGGCACCUACAUGGAGACAUGCUACCAUGGAGGAAGCCUACCAGAGUCAAACUUUUUUGUUGUUGCAAAGGACUCUGUCGGCCAUGGUGGAACAGGAGACAAGACUGAGAGUCAGCUGAAGAGAGAGAAGGAAAGGGCCCAGAAGAAGAGCCUGGGCAAAUCAGUAAAAAAUCCUGACAUGAACAAAGAACAUCGCUACACCGGAAGAACUACUACUGAGUUAAUCAAACGGACAGGCGAACAGCCUCCAAAGCACGCCAACGGAAAGGAACUGAGCCUCAUUUGGCACACAAAGGGCGAAUGCAAGGAGCACUGUGAGCGCAAGCAUUCUCAUUAUGAUGCUGCACCAGAUAUUGAUAAGCUUCCGCACCCUGCCGCACCAAUGCUACACCGAGGAAUGAAAAAUGGGGCUCCUGUGGUGGUUCAUUUGGAGCCAUGGAGCCAGAGCCAACUUGACAUGCAAGUUGCUCGGGGCUGUCAUUCAUCAGCAAACAAAUUCAAAGAGUUUCUGAAGGAGGAGUUUUUGGAUUUUGGAAGGAAGGGAUUUUGGAUCCUACUUCCAUACGACGCCAUCAAGGACGAGAAAGGACUUUGCCUUUCUCCAAUUGGCUGCAUACAUACCACAAGAUAA